CGGAGUAAACUUUAAUUCAAUUCCUCCAGCACUUGGGUGGGCCAUAUAUAAAACAAAGACAUGGGGGACUCAGCCGGGAGGCGGUGGUUCACGGCGGCGGUAUUGAUUGCAUCACUGUUGGAGCCGGUGGUUAGCGGCCCACAAACCAAGCAGCUAAACAAGGGGUGCCGCCAGUACAAUGCUACCGACGCCACAGAUUUCUCCCGGAGACUCAACUCCAGCUUUGCAGAUCUGAGAAACCAGCUAUUAUUGUCCCACCGGCAAAACAACAACAAACACUUCGCCACCACUGGGCCGCCUGUCUAUGCCAUGGUCCAGUGCAGAAACUACCUCUCCGCCGCUGACUGCGUCGCCUGUUUUGACGCGGCAGUGGCGGCCAUCCUAAGUUGCUCCUCCGCCAACGGUGGUCGUGUCAUAUUUGACGGCUGCUUCCUCAGGUGAUUUUUGUUAACAUCAUUUGGGUGCCAAAACGUAAAUCCGAGCAAUCCGGCCAUUUUCAUUAAUUUUAGAAUAUUGACAUAAAAAUAAUUUUAUUAGAUUUGAAUUCUUUAAUAUGAAAUACGGAGUAUUUUUCUUAAUUAUUACGUCAUGUAAUUGAUAUAUCAUAUACUCCGUAUAAUUGAUCAAAGUAUAUAUAGUAGUGAAAAAGAGAAUAUAAUGAUGAUGGGGGG
Molecule: messenger RNA, 671 nt
Organism: Cuscuta campestris
Lineage: Eukaryota; Viridiplantae; Streptophyta; Magnoliopsida; Solanales; Convolvulaceae
Source: the annotation of a GenBank genome assembly